This is a messenger RNA of Juglans regia (Persian walnut), 1978 nucleotides long. Its product is annotated as sodium/calcium exchanger NCL-like. The transcript is spliced from 7 exons. Gene Ontology annotation, molecular function: calcium ion binding; calcium:proton antiporter activity. Gene Ontology annotation, biological process: calcium ion transmembrane transport; intracellular calcium ion homeostasis. Gene Ontology annotation, cellular component: membrane. Bases 113 to 1858 code for a protein of 581 amino acids. NCBI's taxonomy places the organism in Eukaryota, Viridiplantae, Streptophyta, Magnoliopsida, Fagales, Juglandaceae. The record is from RefSeq and is a predicted model, not a curated record.
ACCCACAUGCUUCUAGGCUUUGAAUAUAAACUCUUAUCUAUAUAUAUAUAUAUAUAUAUAUGAUACCCAAAAGGCCAUUGAUCAAGCUCUUCACAAAGACAAAAGUCAGAACAUGGAAAUUAAGAAACUUGCAUGUUUUCUCCUAGCGAGCUUCUUGAUCUUCCUCAUUACACUAGCCGGCACCGGCCAAGGCCGACUUGUUACGAGCAACUCGCCAGGCGAUAAUGUCUCCGAUGGUGUCCACAAUCUUUAUCAGCAACCAAAGUUGCUAUAUCUUAAUAUGAGCUUGUUUUCAUCGGAAGAUAGCUGCACAGAGACGUAUGGAUUUCUACCAUGCACCACCACUGUCCUAGGAAAUGUUUUUCUCAUUCUUGUAUAUAGUUACUUGAUGUUCUUGGGGGCCAAGUUGCUGUCAGGUGGAAGUGAGAUUUUGCUGGAAAUUCUCGGACCUGGGAUCAUUGGUGGGUUUUUCCUACCUGUUUUGAGCUCUGUUCCUGACGCGACAAUCAUUCUUGCUUCUGGACUAUCUGGGAGCACGGCAACUGCUCAAAGUCAGGUCUCAGUUGGGAUGGGCUUGUUUGCUGGAUCGACUGUAAUGCUUCUGACCAUUUUGUGGGGCACCUGUCUCGUAGUUGGCAAGUGUGACCUUGAGAAUUCAGUUGCAGAAAAUCUCAAGGAUACCAAAAUAUUUAGCUUAACUGGUUCUGGGGUGAGUACUGAUAUCUGGACUAGCUAUGCUGCUAGAAUCAUGAUUAUCUCCAUUAUCCCACUCAUAUUAGUCCAAUUACCACACAUUUUCCAAGCAACUUCUCUAAGUCACAUGGCAGUUCUGGUUUCUCUUAUUGUCUCCGUUUGUUUCGUGAUCUCUUACAGCCUUUAUCAGAUUUUUCAGCCUUGGAUUCAGAAGAGAAGACUUGCCUAUGCAAAGCAUAAGAAUGUAAUAUCAGGAUUUCUGAGAAAUAUAAAAAUGCAUACACUAGAAAGACGACUUUUCAAUGAUGAUGGUGAACCAAAUAAAGAAGUCAUAGAAAAGUUGUUCAAGACAAUUGAUGAAAAUUCAGAUGGAAGCCUAUCAGCAGCAGAAUUAAGAGCUCUGGUAAUAGGAAUGGAGCUCGAAGAGUUAGAUACGGAUAUAGAGGGUUGUGUUGCGCAUGUGAUGGAAGAUUUUGAUACAUCUCAUAAUUCACAAGUUGAUGUUGAGGAGUUUGUCAGAGGAAUUUCAAGAUGGCUUAAGAAUGCUAGGCGCUCUGCGGCAAGUCUCAGGGACCAAAAUGAGCAUUCAAUAAGGCUUCUCAGUAAUUUUCAUCUGCAAGCACGGAAAGAACAAGAUCGUCUUGGAGGCCAGAAUGAUGAGGUUGUGGAGAGCAUUCAAAAUGCCAACUGGCAUGCCACCAAAGCAGUGUUGAUGUUGCUUCUGGGAACCCUUAUUGCUGCUGUAACUGCUGAUCCCCUUGUGGAUGCUGUUGAAAACUUCUCAACUGCUACAAGCAUACCUUCUUUCUUCGUCUCAUUUGUCAUUCUGCCCUUUGCUAGCUCCAGCGAGGUUGUGUCAACUCUAAUUUUUGCCAAGAAGAAAAAUUUGAGAAUGGCUUCCUUGAUGUAUUCAGAGAUAUAUGGGUCAGUGACCAUGAGUAACGUACUUUCACUGGCAGUAUUCUUGGGUCUGGUUUACUUCCGGGACCUCACAUGGGACUUCUCGUCGGAGGUGCUGGUUAUACUAAUUGUCUGCAUUGUGAUGGGUCUAAUUGCCAGUUUCCGGACCACCUUGCCUCUUUGGCUGUCAUUGGUGGCCUAUGCGCUUUAUCCACUUUCCCUGUUGCUGGUGUAUAUUCUCGAGUAUGUUGUUGGAUGGUCGUAGCUAGAUUCUUUUCGAGUUUACUGCCAAAUUUCAGGCUCUACUCCGCUUCGUUUAUACAUUAUUUAUAUUGUUGGAGUGAUCAUGACAUUGGUUAUUGUUGGAGUAAUUAUUUUAUAAAAA